Molecule: messenger RNA, 3429 nt
Organism: Strongyloides ratti
Lineage: Eukaryota; Metazoa; Nematoda; Chromadorea; Rhabditida; Strongyloididae
Exons: 3
Coding region: 1-3429 (1142 amino acids)
Source: RefSeq, a predicted model, not a curated record
AUGGAUCCUUUAUGGAAUGGUGAGCCGCCAUAUUACACAAAUCACACAUCAACAUACUACCAUCAUUUAAAUAUUCCCUCAGUGUCGUCAUCAUCUAUAACGACAACUACAACAAUGACACAAUCAGAUGAAGUAAUUGUUAAUGGCAUUGGUUUAGUAGAAAAUGAUUUAGUAAAUAUUUAUCAUGAAAACAAUAGUAAUACUUUUAAUUUUCCACGUUAUGAAACAAUUGAAUGUCCUUACAACGAAACAACUAUAGGAUAUCAUUCAUCAAAUGUUGAAAGAGAAUCUUCCACAACAUCUAAUAGUAUGGGUCAUGAUAAUAAUGAUUUAAUAAAUGAUCCUUAUUAUUAUACUGAACAUCAAAAUUCUCAAACAGGUCGAAAUGUUUAUUUCAAUAAUGAAGAAAAUCAAUCUUAUGUAAAUAAUCAUUAUGAUAUGUAUAAUAAUAUUGAUGAGUUAUAUAAUGAUAAUGGAGGAAUUAGGAAUACUCAAAUAACAUCUCCAACAACAAUUUUAUCUGAAGGUCCAUUAAAUUAUAAUUCAAUAGAUGAUGAUGAACCAUUAGUAUCUGAGGAUCAAUUACAAGAUGAAAUGGAUCAUUUUGAAAAUAUGUUAAAUAAAUUUUCUUCUAAUGAUAAUAUUAUAGAUGAGGAUUGUAAUGAUAUAACAUGUGAUGAUAUGUUAAAUUGUUUUGAAACAUCUAUUGAUGAUAAUUUUUUAAAACUUUUUGAUAGUAUAGAAUCAAGUCCUGAGGUAAUGUCUAAGAAUUGUCUUGUAUCUCCAACUAAUGAUAUAUUUGAUGAGGAAUAUCUUGAUGUGGGGGGUGAUGAUGAAGAUGAGAAAAAAAAUAAAAUAAAAGGUGACAGUACUUCUAAUAUUAGUAAAAGGAAAUGUGUAACAUGUUGUAAAGAAAUUACGAAGAAUGUUUUUAAAUUGCCUCAAGAAUGGUAUGAAAAAUGUAGAAAUAGUAAAACAAUUGAAAUUCAAUUAUUUGACGACAGUAAUGUUAAAAAAGAAAUAUCUUUUGAUUAUGCUUAUAAAUUUCUGAAGAAAUCACCUUUUUAUAUACCGGUAGUUAUAGAAAAAGAUAAAGAAGAUAACAGUAAUGAAAAGAAAGAAGAAAUGUUAAGAAAUGGUUUUAAAAAAUUAACAUUUAAAAUAUUUAUUCUUCUUCUCAAGAAAAGUGAAAUUGAAGCUGGAAAAGAAAGGAUGGUAAGAGCUUUUGUUAAUGAACUUGAAAGGCAAAUAUUUGAGAAAUUUAUGGGUAAAGAUUAUUGUGGUUAUAAGAAAUUUGCUAGAUAUUUUAUGCAUAAUCAGGAGAGAACUGAGAAAAAAAUUUUAUAUUUAAACUUACUUAGAAGGCGAAUGUCUAUUGGUGAAUUAUUGAAGAUGCCUCUUAAAGAGGUUAAACAUGGUAUAAAAAUAAAAAAAGAAAAUGGUCAAAGUAGUAGUAGUAGUUGUAGUGGUAAUUUGUUACAAGAAAUAAUAAAUGAUAAUAAAGUUAUUAAAAAUCAAAAAAGAGGUAUUUGUACACCGGUUAAAGUUAUUAGUAGUGGAAAAAUUCCUGAUUCUCAUGAGGGAGAUGCUUUAUCACUUGUUGAUUCAAUAUUAGGAGAUACAAAUGAUGAUACAACAUCAAAACAUCUUAAUCAUUUGUAUGAUUCUAAUUGUAAGAUUUGUCAAGAAAAAAAAAUAAAAGAGGAACGAUUAUUAAGAGAACGUGAAGAGGCAGUUGCUGAAAGAGAGGCAAAAAGAAAGAAAAGAGAAAUGGAAAUAGAAGCAAGAAUACGUGAAGAAAAAAUGAAUUUGUUAAAAAAGGAGACGGAAGAAAAAAAAAAGAUGGAAAAAAAUUUAUGUAAUGUUAUUUUAAAUGAUGGUUCUAAUGAUAUUCCAUUGACAAUUUAUUCUAUAAAAAAUCCAGAUUUAUUUAUGUUAAAAGAUGAGAUGCCACAAAGAUUUGACAAAAUUAAUCUUAUUCGAAAUGUUAAUGCAUUAAAAGAAGUUUUUGAAAUUUCUAUUGAAUCAUUAACAGAUAGAGUUAUGGUUUGUAUUGUUGAAGCAAACAGAACAUUUGAUGACGGAAAUUUUUUUAAAUAUCGAAAAUAUUUAUUUAAAGAAAGAUUAGGAAUUGUAAUUAAUUUUGAAGAUUCAAAUCUUCUUAAGUCUUUCUCUCUAAUACCUCUUGAUUCUUUUGCAGAUAUUCCUGAUUUAUUAUUUGAUUUACCUGGUUAUGAAAUAAGUUUAUUUGACUUUUCAACAAAAUUUGUAGGUGUUUUUAUUUUGGAGGAUCAAAAAUUGUUGAACAUUUUUACAUCACCACCUAAACCACCUAUUUUAAAUAACAUUAAAUUGACAUGUACUAAAGAUAAUGAUGAUAAAAAAUGUUUUGAUAAUGAUAAUACUAUUGAAAAUGCUAGUAAAUCUAAUGACAUAAAAGCAAUAGAAAAAGUGGUACAUGAAUCAGUGAAAUGUCAAAAAGAGACUAAAGAUCAGUCAUCAAAUAUGUGUCAAAGUGAUAGUGAUAAUACUAAAGAUACUACUUCAUCAAAUGAUUGGAUACCAUCGAGUAAAAAUACUUCGAGAAAUGAAACAGUAUCAUCACCAUCAUGUAACUUCAAAAUACCAUCGUUAAUUAUGACUGAGCCACCGGUUCCACCAUCAAUUGAGUUGCCAUCAAGCGCUAAAUUUGAUAAACAACAACAAUCUCAAGGUAGUAGUAGUAAUGGUAGUAAUGGUGGAAAAAUUGGAAAAAGAAAAAAAUCUAGGAAAAAUAGAAAAUCGAAACAUAAUAAAAAAAGGAAUCGUGAAUGUUCUAUAAAUCAAAAUCAUUCUAAAUACGGAGGUACAUUAAAUAAUAUAAGAAGAGAUUUUAGAUCACCUAUUAGUCCAUAUCCUCAUAAUCGUCCUGAUAGAAGGCAAUCAAAUAAUUAUAUUCGUGAAAAUGAUGAUAUACGAAAAAUAGAAGAUAGAUAUAAUCAUCUUCAACAUAUCCAAUAUAAUGAAUCACCAUUAUAUCAACAUCAUCAACCUUUACAAAAUCCUUCAAUAGGAAAUAUAUAUUCACCACGAAGUAGUAAUAUGUUACCAUCGAUUCAAAGGUACUCAUUUUCAACAUCAUCAACAUACAAUUCAAGACCAGUUCCUUCACUAUUAAAACAAGAACCAUACAUAAAACCAUUAAUGGAGCAACCUAUUAUAUUGGGACCACAAUUUAAUCAUCCAUCUCCUUCUAAUGCAUCUCUGUUCACUUCAAGAAUACCUCAAGGAUUAUCAUGUCCACAACAAAUGUUUAAUAAUCAUAUUCAUGGACAAAGACCUCAUCAAAAUAGUUAUUAUCAUCCACCUACUGGUAAUAACAAACAACAUAGUUACCAACAGGCGCAACAAUUGUACUAUAAUAAUUAUUCUCGUUCCAGGCGUUUUUAA